This is a messenger RNA of Haliotis rubra (blacklip abalone), 723 nucleotides long. RefSeq lists its product as uncharacterized. The coding region runs from base 1 to 723 and encodes 240 amino acids. The transcript has a single exon. The record is from RefSeq and is a predicted model, not a curated record. NCBI's taxonomy places the organism in Eukaryota, Metazoa, Mollusca, Gastropoda, Lepetellida, Haliotidae.
AUGUCGACCAACAAGCUCAAGUUGAAUGCUGAAAAAACGGAGUGUGUUGUGGUUGGACCAAAGUCAAGGCGUUUAGAGUCCGGACUCACUACCUUGGUUAUUGGAGAUACUGAGGUACCAGUGUCAGAGAUUGUCAAGGACCUGGGUGUAAUCUUGGACUCGGACCUCUCCACAGACAGUCACAUCAGCCAAAUAACCAAGAUGUGUUUUCUUCAGUUGAGGAACAUCAGCAACAUCCGGAAAUAUUUGACCAAAGAAUCAGCCAUCAUUCUCAUACUGUCCUUAGUCAUGACAAGGAUCGACUUCUGUAACAGUCUCCUUGUUGGAGCCUCUGCUGUGCAGAUAAAUCGUCUCCAGCGUGUACAGAAGUCACUCGCCCGAAAACAAGACCAUAUCACUCCAACCCUGAAGGAUCUACACUGGCUUCCAGUGCAGCACAGGGUUACUUUCAAGAUCCUCUGCUUAGCCCACCGGUGUCUGUCCGGCGACACUCCAGGCUACCUACAGGACCUCCUGCCUAUCUACUCUCCCACUCGAUCCCUACGCUCUGAGUCCAAGCUUCUGUGUCGCAUUCCCAACAUCAAGACUGUGAGAUAUGGCCAGCGUUCCUUCUCAUAUGCAGUGACAUCCGCGUGGAACAGCCUCCCAGAAUCAAUCAGAAGAUCUCUAAAUCUAAUGUCUUUCAGACGUCAACUCAAGACCUAUCUCUUUCAACAGCUCUGA